CCGGACUUUGUCGACUUAGACUGUGAAUUGGAGGGCGGCUGUUGCUGUUGCUUGAAGAGUACAGAUGAGCCCUAUGCUGUCAUAGUUACACGCGGUUCUCCUGUAGGGGAUGAAAACAAUUUCAUCAAAGUUGCUUCAUUUUCGUAUGCACGUACCUCCAUCUUCCAGGAUGGCCUACUGGGUCAAGCCGUGCCUGGUGCGCCACAUCUCCUGCCACCGUCACUAGACAGCCUCACAUCCGGGCUGUCGAGCACAGCCGUCUCCACUGUCAUCACUCCCGGUCACGCCAGCGUGACCGGCUGCACCAUGGGCCCGACAACCACCGCCUGCGAGAGAACCUCGGCCGGAUCCUCCACCGGCUUGGCGCUGACGGCCAGCCGCCCGAUGGACCCAGGAGCUGGACUUACCUCCUAUCCGGUGAGGCCUCAUCCUUACUCCUACGCAGAGCUUAAUCGCCUAUAUGAAGACUGUGACGACUACGACGAUGCCGGUAAUAAGUCUGGAGAAGUAGUCAGUCAACGGCCCGGUUUUGGAAGAAGACAAGCUCUAUGGAUGGAUCUAGGGCCUGAUCGUUUGUCAUAUAGUAAUGCUGAUGUUGUCAGUGGCACAUUAAAGUUCGCAGUAUCGAUAUGGGUCCCUUAA
This is a messenger RNA of Protopolystoma xenopodis, 642 nucleotides long. NCBI's taxonomy places the organism in Eukaryota, Metazoa, Platyhelminthes, Monogenea, Polystomatidea, Polystomatidae. The record is from the annotation of a GenBank genome assembly.